AUGCGUCUCGGAUCAGCCGGCCUCCUGGCCCUGCUCUGGUCCCUCGGCAGCAGCAACAUCGCGACGGCAUCACCGCUCGCCGACGACGAUGCCAGACCCAUGCCCGGCCUCAAACCCAGACAGGGUUCAGGCACGGGCUCGACACCAACCUCGACGACACCACCGGUAGUCACGACCCCGACGACAACGAGCGCCGCCGAGGAAGCGACGACGACGAUCACGGAGACGGUCACCGCGGGCGGCGGCGGCGGAGGAGGCACCGUGACCGUCACCUCCAACGUCCUCCGCACAGUCAUCACCACCGUCGUCGUCACGACGACUACCUUCGAGACGACCACCGUCACGAGCAACGACGUCGCCACGGCCACGUUGACCAACUACGUCACAUCCACCGUCCUCGCGAAGCGCUGGCUCAACUUCCUCCCGGCCGAGACCGCCCCCGUCGACGCCCUCGCACCCGAAAUCACCCCCGCCGCCGGCGACCUGCGCAAGCACGCCUUCAUCGAGAAGCGCGCCAUCGUCACCGUCACCGUCACCGUCUCCGGCACCGCCGCCGCCGACGCGACCGUCACCAACCUGCGCACCAGCACCGUCGUCCGCACCACCACCUCCAACCUCGUCCGCACCUCCACCAUCGUCAGCACCGUCUUCAACAACGCCCAGACGACCAUCACCGUCACCUCCACCCUCAUCGUCACCUCCACCUCCAUCGACACCGCCGCGCCCACCACCGUCGACGUCGGCCCGACGGGCAACAACAUCGCCACGGCCACCGACUCCGGCUCCUCCGCGACGGGCGGCGCCAGCAGCGACAACAACAACAGCGACAGCGGCCUCUCCACCGGCGCGAAGGCGGGAAUCGGCGCCGGCGUCGGCGUCGUCGGUCUCGCGCUCCUCAUCGGCGUCGGCUGGUGGCUCUACAAGCGCCACAAGGCCAACCGCCCCAGCGCCGCCGACCUGGCCGACAUGCGCGCCUACGACCCCAAUGGGCCCUCGUCCUUCGACCACGGCGGUCGCGGCCACGGCAUGUCGGAGACGGGAGCCGGCCUCGGUGCCGCCGCCGUCGCGGCGACAACUCCCACACACAGACGCCAGCCGGUGCCCCGGAAGAGCAGCCAGCUCUCGCCGCCGACGCAGAGCGUCAGCCCCAUGUCGAACAACCACGUCUCCCCCGCGAGCGACUACGGCUCGCCGUACGCGAGACCGCCCGCCAACGGCGCCAACGAGCUCGGCGACACGAGGAUCCUCCCGCCCGAGAUGGGCGGCGACGAGGUCGUCGAGAUGGGCGACGGACAGCCCCGGCCGCCGCCGCCGCCGCCGCCCCAGCAGCCCGGUCGGCAGCCGUUCCAGUCCGGGCCGGUGUCCGACGUCUACGAGAUGCCUACCGAGAGGUAUCGGUAA
Messenger RNA from Colletotrichum karsti, 1401 nucleotides. RefSeq lists its product as uncharacterized. The record is from RefSeq and is a predicted model, not a curated record. The coding region runs from base 1 to 1401 and encodes 466 amino acids. Lineage: Eukaryota; Fungi; Ascomycota; Sordariomycetes; Glomerellales; Glomerellaceae. The transcript has a single exon.